CCGGCGGGUGCCGCGGGCGCGUCGUCGCAGCGGGCGGGCGCCGGAGAAGUCCUCUCGCGGCGUGUGGGCCUUCCCAGGUCAGCGCUUCCAAGUUGAGCCGCGCUGGUGGAGCAUGGGGGAGAUUGAAGGAACGUACAGAGUCCUCCAGACCCCAGGGACACGCCUGGGAGCCCAGAACCCCACCGGGGUGAGCACGCUGGAGCCUGGGCAGGGCCUGUUGGCGACCAUGGCUCAGGCCUCGGCCCGGGGGCAGGAGAAGCACCUCAGUGUCAGGGUGAAGCUGCUCGACGGCACCGUGGAGGCAUUCAAUGUCGAGCCUAAAUGUAGUGGCCAGCUGUUACUGACUCAAGUGUGGAAGCAUCUAAACUUGACGGAGUCUGACUACUUCGGGCUAGAAUUCCAAAACGUCCAGUCCUGCUGGAUCUGGCUCGAACCUAUGAAGCCCAUCAUUAGGCAAGUACGAAGGCCAAAGAAUGCAUUGCUUCGCCUUGCUGUGAAGUUUUUCCCACCUGACCCGGGUCAGCUGCAAGAAGAAUAUACAAGGUACCUGUUUGCCCUGCAACUCAAGAGGGACUUGCUGGAGGGGCAGCUGACCUGCAGCGACACCACUGCAGCUCUCCUCGCAUCUCAUCUCCUGCAAUGUCAGUAUCUCCUGUGGCAUGCGGAAAUAGGAGACUAUGACGAAACUCUGGACCGAGAGCACCUCGAAGUCAACGAGUACCUACCUGACCAGGCGCGCUCCCUGGAGAAGGUGCUAGAGUUCCAUCAGAAGCACACGGGCCAGACGCCUGCUGAGUCAGAUUUCCAGGUGCUGGAAAUUGCUCGGAAGUUGGAAAUGUAUGGUAUCAGGUUUCACGUGGCUUCUGACAGGGAGGGCACCAAGAUUAACCUGGCUGUUUCCCACAUGGGUGUCCUCGUGUUCCAGGGCACCACCAAAAUUAAUACUUUCAAUUGGUCCAAGGUCCGUAAACUAAGCUUCAAGAGAAAAAGGUUUCUUAUUAAACUCCACCCAGAGGUCCACGGACCUUACCAGGAUACAUUAGAAUUUUUGCUGGGUAGUAGAGAUGAAUGUAAGAAUUUCUGGAAGAUUUGUGUGGAGUACCACACCUUUUUUAGACUUUUUGAUCAACCUAAGCCAAAAGCCAAAGCCGUCUUCUUCAGCCGAGGCUCCUCCUUCAGAUACAGUGGCAGAACUCAAAAACAGCUAGUAGAUUAUGUUAAAGACAGUGGGAUGAAGAAAAUUCCUUAUGAAAGAAGGCACAGCAAGACACGGAUGUCUCUCCGAGCCCUGACUGCAGAUGUGCCCAAGCAGAGCAUCUCAUUCACCGACAGUGUGAGGACUCCUGCUUUCCCGUCUUCAGCAAAUGCCUCCUUCUAUUCAGUGCCUACCUCCCUUGUGGCCCCGACUGGCCUGCCCGAUUCUAAGGACAGCAGCUGUUCCCUUAUGGAUCCCCACGUGCUCCUCACCAAGAGUGGGGCUGCGGAGAGGAGCAGCGGAACCUCAGCCGGAGGCCCUGACACAACCCGGUCCCUUGAGCCCCCGGCCCCCCAGGCCUGCCCAGGCCUUUCUGCGGAGACACCUCAGCCUUCUCUCUCCACCCAGAAGAGCCCACUCAGCUUGAACUCUGCAUUUCAGGUGACUCUGAGCCCAGGUGAGCGGGGCUCAUCCCCUCUCCUGAGCCCCGUCCUCAGUGACGUGGGUGGAGCCAGGAUGGACAACGAAGAAGAGACAGCACACAAGUGCAUGCCCACAGACCGAGCGUAUUUUAUAGCAAAGGAGAUUCUCGCUACAGAAUGGACCUACCUGAAGGACUUGGAAGUUCUCACUGUGUGGUUCCGCAGCGCGGUGGUGAAGGAGGACGCUAUGCCCGAGGACCUGAGGACCCUGCUCUUCUCCAGCAUCGACCCCAUCUAUGAGUUCCACCGCGGCUUCCUACAUGAGCUGGAGCAGGCGCUGGCGCUCUGGGAAGGGCACCCUGGCACCCACACGCACGGUGGCCACCGCAGGAUUGGGGACGUCCUGCUCAGGAGCAUGCGGCAGCUACAGGGAUUCACCGGCUGCUUUCAGAGGCACGAUGAGGUGUUGACUGAGCUGGACAAGGCCACCAGGCGCUCAAAGAAGCUGGAGGCUGCAUACAAGGACUUCGAGCUCCAGAAAGUCUGCUACCUGCCACUGAACGCCUUCCUGCUCAAGCCCACCCAGCGGCUGGCGCACUACCAGCUGCUGCUGUCCCGGCUGUGCGCGCAGCUCCCGCCUGGCCACCCUGACCUCCCGGACUGCCGUGAUGCGCUGACAGCCACCACAGAGGUGACAUCUGGGCUCCAGCAUAGCCUCGUCCGCCUGGAAAACCUACAGAAGCUGAGGGAGCUGCAGCGGGACCUGGUCGGCAUUGAGGGCCUUGUGGCGCCCAGCAGGGAAUUUAUCCGUGAGGGCUGCCUGUGCAAGCUCACCAAGAAGGGGCUACAGCAGCGGAUGUUCUUCCUGUUCUCUGAUAUGCUGCUGUACACGAGCAGAGGCGUCUCGGGGACCAGCCGCUUCCGGAUCCGGGGCCUGCUGCCCCUGCGAGGCAUGCUGGUGGAGGAGAGUGAGAACGAGUGGUCAGUCCCCCACUGCUUCACCAUCUACUCAGCCCAGAAAACAAUCGUGGUGGCAGCCAGCACCCACCUGGAGAUGGAGAAGUGGCUGGGCGACCUCAACACCGCAAUUGAGGCAGACAAGAAAGGCGGCACCCCAGCCCUACCGCUUCCGGCCAGCCCGGUGUGUGCUUGCACCCCCGGACCUUCUGAUGAGGCGUCCCCUGAGCAGGAGUCAGAAGACGAUGCUCAGGGUGCCCGCAGCUCCCUGGAGGGGCCCGGCCAGCACCGCAGCAACACCACACUGCACGUGUGCUGGUACCGCAAUACGAGCGUGUCCAGGGCCGACCUCAGCGCUGCCGUCGAGAACCAGCUUUCAGGAUACCUGCUGAGAAAGUUCAAAAACAGCAGCGGCUGGCAGAAGCUCUGGGUGGUCUUCACCAACUUCUGCUUGUUCUUCUACAAGACACAUCAGGUACGGGCGCCGGCAGAACACCCCAGUUCCCGUCCUUUUCCAGCAUCUGGUCCUGAGAUGCCAUCUCACCACUUCCUUCUCCUGCUCCUGGUGCUGCUGUGGAGCCCCUCCCCCUGCUGCCUUGUGGGGACCUGGGGGGAGGGGCAGGGUGGCCUGCACCCCCGCCCUCUGGAACCCCGUGCCUGCCAUCCUGUCCUGCAGGACGACUACCCCCUGGCCAGCCUCCCACUGCUGGGCUACAGCGUGAGCGUCCCUGGGGAGGCCGAUGGCAUCCACAAGGACCAUGUCUUCAAGUUGCAGUUCAAGUCGCACGUCUACUUCUUCCGUGCGGAGAGCAAGUACACGUUCGAGAGGUGGAUGGAGGUGAUCUCAAAGGCUGGCAGCACAUCUGGGAGGGCUCCUUGUGGGCCGAGCCCUGCAUGGGGCUGCCAUCCGGAGGCAGAAGCAGCAUCGGGGAACAGGAGUGAAGGCUUGUCAGGUGCCCAGUGGUGACACGGGGGACAGCUGCCAAGGAGUGGGGCAGGGCUAGCGUGUCUCCAGGGCAGGGGGUGAGGAAACAUCUGCCGGCCCCCAACGAUCCCUCGCCACCCAUCACCAGCAGCCUCCACACACUGUCCCAUCCACACCAGUGACUCCAGGAAGCAGACGGUCCUCUCAGCCCACCUGCAGCACCAGGAUGGCGUGGGAUGCACAGGCCCUGGCUUAGGGCGGCAGGCCCCCCAACCCUCUCGACCUUCAGGGUGGCUGAGCAGGUAGCACCACGUCAGGACGGGGGCACUGCCCCACCCCCAACAUUGCUGCUCCCUCCCUGCAGACUGUCAGACUGGGUCUCCUGGGUCCCUGGGAUCAGCUGAGAGCCUGUGAUUCCAUGGCUGAGCCUGGUCAGGAUGGGCACGGGGGACCGGAAGCCUGGACACAACCUAGGCCGUCGCCAGCUGCCUGAGGCUGGCCGGAAGUCUCUUGGUCCUAAACCAGCUCUGGAAAGCAGGGACCAAAGCCCUGUGACCAGGCAUGGUAGACACCCUUAAUUUAUUGGUACCCAAUCGUUAACAAGCGACAUGGGUGCACAAUCCUCUCUGUUCAAGCUAAAUGUGUGUGGUUAAAAUAAAAACCAUCUCCAACA
This is a messenger RNA of Loxodonta africana (African savanna elephant), 4172 nucleotides long. RefSeq names its product FERM, ARH/RhoGEF and pleckstrin domain protein 2 (gene FARP2). The transcript has 26 exons. The coding region runs from base 113 to 3541 and encodes 1142 amino acids. Gene Ontology annotation, cellular component: cytoskeleton. The record is from RefSeq and is a predicted model, not a curated record. Lineage: Eukaryota; Metazoa; Chordata; Mammalia; Proboscidea; Elephantidae. Gene Ontology annotation, molecular function: cytoskeletal protein binding; guanyl-nucleotide exchange factor activity.